Humulus lupulus (European hop) is the source of this 516-nucleotide messenger RNA. RefSeq names its product secreted RxLR effector protein 161-like. NCBI's taxonomy places the organism in Eukaryota, Viridiplantae, Streptophyta, Magnoliopsida, Rosales, Cannabaceae. Bases 1 to 516 code for a protein of 171 amino acids. The record is from RefSeq and is a predicted model, not a curated record. The transcript has a single exon.
AUGCAAAAUAUUCCCUUUGCAUUAGCUGUUGGGAGUCUAAUGUAUGCUCAAGCAUGUACUCGUCUGGAUAUUCCGUAUAUUAUUGGCAUGUUAGGUAGAUAUUUGAGCAACCCUGGUAUGGACCAUUGGAUAACAUCCAAGAGGGUUAUGAGAUAUAUCCAGAGAACAAAAGUUUAUACGCUCACAUAUAGGAAAUCAGAUCAUUUGGAGGUUGUAGGGUAUUCUGAUUCUGAUUUCCCUGGGUGCCAAGAUAGCAGAAAAUCUAUAUCAGGCUAUAUUUAUCUGUUAGUUGGAGGAGCUAUAUCCUGGAAAAGUGUCAAACAAACACUCGUAGCUUUUUCCACUAUGGCAGCAGAAUUUGUAGCAUGCUAUGAGGGAUCAACUCAUGGAAGAUGGCUGUGUAACUUUGUCACUGGGCUGCGCAUUUUGGAGAAUGUAGAAAGGCCACUCAAGUUAUUUUGUGACAAUAAGUCAGCAGUGUUGUAUUCCAAAAACAACAGGAGCUCAUCCGAGUAA